Messenger RNA from Camellia sinensis, 2668 nucleotides. RefSeq names its product Long-chain fatty alcohol dehydrogenase family protein. The record is from RefSeq and is a predicted model, not a curated record. Gene Ontology annotation, molecular function: long-chain-alcohol oxidase activity; flavin adenine dinucleotide binding. NCBI's taxonomy places the organism in Eukaryota, Viridiplantae, Streptophyta, Magnoliopsida, Ericales, Theaceae.
CAGAAGCUAUUUCUUUUCAUGACCACCUCUUGUGCUAAAAACAUGGACCAAGAUGGUGCAGAAUAUAUGGCCUCCCCUGAAAGUGCAACAGAAGAGCUUCAUGCAGUUAUAGAGUUGGGUAGUAUUGACUCACAAAGACUAAUUGAUGGAGUAGGACAGAGAACACAACCACCUUUGAAAUCACUCUCUUCUGCUCAAAUGGAGUCCCUCUCUGCCUUGUGCGACACCUUCUUACCAUCCAUCAAUGUCUCCAAUGGCACCACCAUUGAUGAUGACUCACUUGCUACAUUUUAUCGAACUUCUGCCACCAUGGCCGGAACUCAACACCGGGUUGAAGAGUUGAUUAUGGUGAAAUUGCAACAUCCAAAGCUUUUUUUGAUGAGAUUAACAUUGUGGUUCUUGUCAACAUGGAUUGGGACAUUGAUACUAUGUGGAAGAGCAAGCUUGUCAAGCCAUUUUCCAUACUUUCAAAGGUUCUCAAAGGUUUCACAGCAGAAGAGAGAAGAGAUAGUGCAUUCAUGGUCUGUGAGCUUUAUCUAUUUGCUAAGAAUGUUCUUCUUAAGCGCGAAGUUUCUCAUUCUACUCACUUUCUUUACUCAGAUAAAUGACGAGGAUGAGAACCUGUCAUGGAAAGCAAUUGGCUACUGUGGACCAGACCCAGAUUUCAAAAUGCGAACUAAAAAAAACAAAACACUGAACGAAAUGGGAUAUCUAACGUCAGAAGAUCAAGGAAAAGAAAAGGAUGUUGAUAAAGAAGAGCUCUUUGGACCUCUUUACAAAGGCCUCAUUCAUCUAAAUAACCCGCGACAAAUCAUUGCAGAAACUCUCCGACGAUCAGGCUUUCAAGUCUCAAUUCCCCAUCAGAAAAACACAAAACCAAAUUCACUCACUCCAUCUUUGAUUAUCAAAUGUGAUGCAGUCGUAGUUGGUUCUGGCUCAGGCGGUGGGGUUAUUGCUGGCGUUCUAGCAAAAGCUGGUUACAAAGUGCUUGUCUUAGAGCAAGGGAAGUACUAUGCCAGAAGCAAGCUUUCACUUCUUGAAGGACCCACUAUGGAUCAAAUGUAUAUGGGAAAUGGAUUGCUAGCAACUGACGAUAUGGGUGUCGUAGUACUUGCAGGUUCCACCGUAGGUGGAGGUUCCACAGUAAAUUGGUCAGCUUCGAUUCGUACUCCCCAGCAUGUACUCAAGGAAUGGUCUGAACAAUGUGAACUAGAAUUAUUUGAUAGUAUAUUAUACAAAGAAGCUUUGAAUGUUGUCUGUGAAAAAAUGGGAGUUCAAAAUGAAGUUAAAGAUGAAGGAUUCCACAAUGCAGUUUUAAGAAGUGGGUGUCACGAAUUGGGUUAUCCUGUGAAUACUAUCCCUCGAAAUUCACAGGCAAAUCAUUAUUGUGGUUGGUGUUGCUUUGGCUGCAAAGACGGAAGAAAAAAAGGUACCUCAGAGACAUGGCUACUGGACUUGGUGAAUUCGGGCAAUGGUGCAAUUCUUCCAUCGUGCCAAGCAACAAAAGUCCUGCAUAAACGAAAGAAAGGAAGAGAUAGAAGCACUACGACUGGAGUUGCUUUUGAAUUCCAAUACAAAGGUUUUAAAGAAGUUUGCAUCGUGGAGUCGAAGGUGACUGUUGUUGCUUGUGGCGCUCUCAGUACUCCUUCACUAUUGAAAAGAAGUGGCUUGAAAAAUCCAAACAUUGGCAAGAACCUACAUCUCCAUCCAGUAACAAUGGCAUGGGGCUACUUUCCAGACAAUCCUUUGCCCAAUACAUGGCCAGAAGUGGACAAAAAGAGUUAUGAAGGGGGGAUAAUGACAGCAAUGUCAACAGUUGUUGGUAACUUUAGUAAGUCCGGCUAUGGUGCUGUGAUUCAGACACCUGCAUUGCACCCUGGUAUGUUCUCAGUUUUAAUGCCAUGGGUUUCUGGUAUUGAUAUAAAAAUGCGAAUGUGCAAGUUCUCAAGGACUGCCCACAUAUUUGCACUAGCAAGAGAUAAAGGAUCAGGAGAGGUGGUUUCACCAAGCUCAAUCAGUUAUCGGAUGGACAAAAUUGACGAAGAGAAUUUAAAGAGAGGACUAGAGAAGGUUCUAAGGAUAUUGGCAGCAGCUGGAGCUGAAGAAAUUGGAACCCAUCAUUGUAAUGGGAAGACCUUAAAUGUAAAACAAGUGAGUUCACAUGAGUUUGAGAAGUUUGUGAAAAAGGAGAGUUCCAGGUCAUUGAGAAACCUAUUGACACCAAUAUGUUCAGCACAUCAAAUGGGGAGUUGCCGAAUGGGGGUUGACCCCAAGGGCUCAGCCGUGAACCAGAUGGGGGAGACAUGGGAGGUAGAGGGACUGUAUGUGGCAGAUUCCAGUGUCUUUCCCACAGCUUUGGGUGUGAAUCCAAUGGUAACUGUUCAGGCAAUUGCUUAUUGCACUGCACAAUCUGUUCUCGAAGUUCUUAGGAGGAAGAAGAAUCUAUAGAAAAAAACUUUCUUAAGCUUGAGAAGCAAGAGUUUUCAUUAAAAACUAGUAAGGUCAGCACGUGCAAUGCACAGGUCUUCUUUUUUUCUUUUUUCUUUUUUCAAUUAUUAAUAUUAUGUUUGAAUUCUACAAUAAGAUCAAGACGAUUUUAUAUUUGUUUUAUCCAUGUGGAAUCAUUAAAUUUGAUCCAAUAAGCAUAAGAAAGUUUUAUUACAUAUUA